Molecule: messenger RNA, 12046 nt
Organism: Nicrophorus vespilloides
Lineage: Eukaryota; Metazoa; Arthropoda; Insecta; Coleoptera; Silphidae
Product: titin
Exons: 20
Coding region: 338-11785 (3815 amino acids)
Molecular function (GO): protein binding
Source: RefSeq, a predicted model, not a curated record
CUCUCGGAGAACUUGAUCAGUUGUGUGUUUCGCGGCCUGGCGGCGCCCGGUUUUCACCAACGGAUUCAGAAACAGCGCGAUUUUCUCGAUCAUCCGCAGACGGACGGACAAAACAUAACAAACAAACAGACGAGAGAGAAACAAAAAAACGUAAGGAAAGAAUCGCAGUCAGUCUCGAAAGCCAGAUCAGCAGGGAAACAUGCUCUGAACGGAACCCUCCACCAAAUCAUCAUUAUUAUCAUCAUCAACACUUUUACAAAUCGUGCGAGAAUAGUUAGUUAGUUUUAGUUUGGUGUUUGUUUUCACGAAACGAAAGGAGUGCUUCGACAGCACCAACAUGGAUACCAAAAAGGAGGAAGCUCCAAAAACCACGACCAUCAGCACCAUCGCCGUGCAGAGUGGAAAGACCCGACUAGUCAUCGCCCUUCUUCAUUGCGGGGAUUGGAUGAAAUUGAAGAUAUUGGAGGUGACUCCGGAAUUGACUGCAUUAGGAAACACUAUAAGCGAAGCGUUGGAACUGCAGAAAGCCCACGAUGAAGUGCUCAGACAGCUACAGAACAAACAGAGUCCGGUUGAGGAACUGCUCCGGCAGGCGGAUCAGCUCAUCGCAACGCAGAAACCUCGAGCCGAAGUUUAUGCUGCGAUGGCCGAAUCAUUGGGAAAAGCGUGGCAGGAUGUUAAUGUUCAUCUGGAGCUGCGGAAGGUUAUCUUGGAUCUGAACGUGCAAUAUCACACGAGAGCGGACGAGUUCUUUGCGAAGAUGGAAGCACUCGAGGGUCUCUGCUCAGAGACGGAAAUCCCGAUAGAUAUAGGAGCCGUUAAAGACUUUCUGACCAACGUGCACGACCUGAGAAGAUCUGGACUGGAAUCGCUUAUGGACGCGCUGAAAGCUGGUAACCUGCUCAUAGAAAAGCUGAAGGAACUUGGCGCUGAAGGCACACUCGACUCGAGACCCGACCGAAUACGAAGCUCUGUGAACAGAGCAAUAUCCCAAGUCCAAGAAUGGAUGGAGAAGCUGCACAUGAAGAGGAAAGUUCUAGAAUGUACCUUUACGCGGAGAAAGGAGCAAUUAGAACAGUGUCUUGCAUUGGCAAUUCUCGCAGCAGAUCUGAAGGAGUUGGAAGAGGCUGUUACCAAAUGGAGAAGUCUUUUGGUUAGCAGCGACGAAUUGGGUGAUUCCGCGUCCAGCGCGGAAUUGCUGCAACACGAAAUGAGGAAACUUCUUCCGGAUGCUAAGCAAUUGCAGGAGAGGGCUUUAAAGAUCACCAAAGCUACAGACAAACUCGUCCAAUCCGGUUGUUUCGCCGGAAGUCAAGCCAUCGAGCAAGCGUACGUUGUGCUCUCAUCGACUUCUGAUUACUUGGCGGAUCUGCAGCAACGCGAUCACCUCUUUGAAAGGGUCAUCGCUUUCUUCAGGUCUGCGCAAUCUGCUUUGAAUAAACUGGAUCAAAUCGAAAUGCAACUGAAGAGCAGUGAAUUAAAAUCGACAUCCCCGCAAUUGGCACAGCUCCACGCUCAGUGCGCGCAGACCAUCGAAGAGGUGACCUCAGGACCGAUCGCCGAAGGUUACUCGAUUCUGGGAUCAACACCAUUAAACGCUUCCGGAGUUAGGAAAAUGGUGGAGGAACUUGAGAACAAAAAGAUCGUUUUAGAUGGAUUGUGCGUGGCUCAUAAAGAGGAAAACAGGAGGAUUAACCAAGCGCUUGAAGAGUUCUUGGAGAGGCAGGAUGAGUUACAAGGAUGGCUUGUGGGAAUCGCAGAGGCUUUCCUCAAAGGCCACGGUGAUUUGGGACACGAUUUAUUUUCAUCUAGGGAAUUCUUGGACUUGCAUAAUCAGCUACUAACAGACUUACAAACGAAAGGAAACGAAAUUAACGCUUUAUUACUAACGCUUCCUCCGAUUCUCGAAUACUUGCAAGAUUCGCAACGCAGCGAGGUAGACUCGAAGGUGGAAUCUCUGCACGAAAGAUGGUUGAACCUGAAGAACCUCUUGGAGUCACGACUGGAUCUGUCCGUGCUCUACGUGAAAUUCCACACGGAUGCGGAGAAGGUGACCAGGGAGAUGGACGUUUUGGAUGAGGCGAUCCAGAGGACGGGAGAGAAUAUGUCGGAGGAGAGCAUGAAAGUGCUGGAGGAGAGAUUGGAGCUGCUCGUACCCCUCUACCAGUCGGCCAAGAACACAGGCCUAACAUUCAUCAAUGAAACUCAAAAGGUUACUGAGCCCCAUCUCGAUGCGAGACGAGCCAUCACUUGCGUCCAAUCCGUGCUGGACCGACUCUCCAGCCGCACCCUAACAGUGAACAGAAGCUGGCAAACCUUCCAAACGGAAGUCACAGAAAGAAACGAAAUCAUCAAGCAGAUUGAAAUCAACAUGGUUGAAAGCACCAAGACAAUGAAUUGGGCGACAAAGCUCGACUCGCAAAUAUAUCCGGUCAUCACGACGAUGGCGUCGGAUUCCAAGGAGAUCAGCGAGCACAUCGAGAAGAAGCUGCAGACUGUUGUCAGUGAGAUCAGAAGGGCGCAAAGGGAAGUCGAGGAACGCGUCACGACCACGGAAAGUCUACUAAUUAAGACGCAGACGAAGCCGGACGAGAGAACGAUACACAUCAAGGAACAACUCAACCAAAUGGCUCAACGCCUCGGCAAUAUUUGCUCCGAUUAUCAAACCUUAGGACAGAGAAUGAUUUCUUACUUCAAACGAUUAACAGACUUGGACAACUCCAUCAAUAUAUGCAACAAACCAGUCUCAAGAACCAGAAAUAGCUACGAAAUAGAGAUGUUGAUCGAUGAUCACGAAGCCACGAAACAGUCAGUAUUGAAUCUUUUCAAAAUAACAAGAGACGAAGCCGAAGAAAUCAUCAACAAAAUCAGAAGACAGGAGCCCUCGGAAAGCGCUAACCAGGACAUUGAACGCCUUCAAGCCAAUUUGGAGUUGCGUAAAGAAAACUUUGAAAUAAACUGGAAAUCGAAGCGCGAACAAUUGGAAGCGCAAAAGAAACUCUGCCAAUUCGACAGCGAUUUACAGCAAAUCAAUGAUACUUUGGAUGAUCUUGGUCAUCAAUUGAGUGGCAUCAGAGGACAAUACGGAGAAUCCUUGCAAGCAGCCAAAGACACAUCUUCAGGAUUCGUCCACUUCGAAAAAACAAUUGAGAUGUUGGAAAUGAGGAUCGUUCAAUUUAUAAACGCUGGCAACCAAUUGCUUGAUGAUCAGCACUUGGAUUCGCCUUCGAUUGAGAUGCAGAUUGAAGAUUUGAAGAAGAGAUGGAACGAAUUGAAGCAGCAAAUCGCUGAGACUAGAAAUCUGAUCGAUUUGAGUGUACAGUAUUUCGGAUUGAUCGAAGAGGCCGACGACUGGUUCAGAGAGGGAAGUCGUUUAUUGGUAACGAUCGCACGUAAAUCUAGUUUGGUGAAGAAACCUGAAGAAGCGCAAGAACUGUUAAACGAAAUCGAGAUGUUCCUGAAGCCAGGAGAGGCUAGACAGAAUGCGCGUAUAGAGGAUAUCGUGAAGUUAGGUAGCAAAUUGUUCGGAUUUGAGCCGCAGCACGUCCUCGUUAGCAAUCGCGAGAUGAUGGAAUCCUUUAACGUGAUCAGCAAUGAACUGAAUACAUUGGCGCAAAAUCUGAAGACCGCUGAGGAGGAACGCGAAAGGAUGUUGCGUGAACAUGAAAUGUUGAGAAUGGAAUUGUUAAGGAAAGAGGAAGAGAAAAGGAAAGAACUGGAGAUAAGGCAGCAGAUGGAGCUGGAGGCCAAGAUGCGAGAGCAUGAAGAACUGUUGAGGAAGGAACGCGAACAGGAAGAGCUUAGGAUUAAGAAGCAGAUGGAACUGGAGGCAAAGAUGAAACGAGAACAAGAGGAACUUUUGCUGCAGGAACAGUUGAAACGAGAACAAGAGGAACUUCUGAGAUUGGAACAGUUGAAAAGAGAACAAGAGGAAAUUAAGAAGCAGAUGGAACUCGAGGCUAAGAUGAAACGAGAACAAGAGGAACUUUUGAGGCAAGAGCAGCUAAAACGGGAACAAGAGGAACUUUUGCGAUUGGAGCAGAUGAAACGAGAACAAGAGGAAUUAUUGCGAAAGGAGCAAAUGAUCAGAGAGCAGGAGGAAAUUAAGAUUAAGAAACAGAUGGAACUCGAGGCCAGAAUGGAAGCUCCGGUAUUCAUCACUCCCUUGUGCGAUCAAAUCAUACAGGAAGGAAAUAAGUUUACUUUCGUUUGCCAAGUCAGCGGCUUCCCUCUUCCUGUAGUUACUUGGCAUAAGGCUGGAGUAUCUAUACAGAACAACCCAGACUAUCAGACCACUUUCGAUCAAGGCUUGUGCACGUUGACUAUCGAAGAAACGUUUGCAGACGAUUCUGCAAAAUACACUUGCAAAGCGAUCAACGCCGUUGGUUCUGCCGAGACUGGUGCUUUCCUCUCUGUGAAGGAGAGCGAACCGGAGGAGCAAUUAUCGCCUCCUAACUUCACCAAGUUCUUACAACCGGCCGUCGCUAAAGAGGGAAGAAGUUUCCAAUUCGAAUGCACCGUUGAAGGAAAUCCUUUGCCGACAGUGCAAUGGUUCAAGAAUGCCGAUUGCAUUGAUAAUUCCCCUGAUUAUAUCAUUACAUAUAACAAUGGAGAGGCUGUUCUUAAGUUCGAGCAAUGUUUUAUGGAGGAUAAGGCAGAUUAUACGUGCAAGGCGAGCAACAAUUUAGGAGUAGCUCAGUCCGUCGCAAAUCUGGUGGUGUUGCCUGAGGAACCUUGCGAACCGCCAACGUUUGUAACGCCGCUCUGUAAUGCAAUGGCACGGGCAGGCGAAAAGAUAAAAUUGGAAUGCGAAAUUUCUGGACUGCCGCCACCGAUUGUCCUCUGGUCGCACAACGGGAAACCACUCAAAGAGACGCGAGAUCUCAAACUGCACCGAGACGGCCAAAAGGCGACGCUCUCGAUCCAAGAGGCCUUCCCGAAAGACGCCGGAAACUACAAAGUGACCGCAACGAAUUUGGCCGGUGAAGUUACCAGUGAAUGCAGUGUCAGCGUCAAAGGACGCCUUCCGGCUGAAACUUCCGAUUCAGAACUGCCCAGCGACAUGGAACCAAUCAAACCGUCCAUCCAGGAUCCGCUGAAGAACGUCGAGAUCCCGGAAGGCGGACAGGUUUGUCUGGAGUGUGUCAUCGUCGGACAACCGGAACCAGAGGUCAUCUGGUACCACGACGACAAUCCGAUUAAAGAAUCCUCAGACUUCCGUCUGCUCUUCCAGGGAGAUCGUUGCUCUCUGAUAAUCCAAGAGGCUCUUCCCGAAGAUGCUGGAGAGUACAAGGUCAUGGCGUUGAAUUCAGCAGGAGAAGCCUCCAGCAAGGCUCUCCUCUCUGUCACACCAAAACCCGAAGACACGGACUGCGCUCCGAAAUUCAGCAAACUGCUCACUGACAUUCUCGUCUCUGAAGGCGAUAAAGUUAUUUUGGAAGCACAAGUUUCUGGCACGCCUCGGCCCGACAUCAAAUGGCUGCUGAACAACACGCCGAUCGAUCAAAGCGAGAGAAUCCAGCUCGCCCACGCCGAUGACGGUACCCUAAAACUGGACAUCGCCAACGUAAAGAAUGAGGAUCGCGGCGUCUACACCGUCAAGGCAACAAAUCGCAAAGGUGAAGCCAAAUGCUUCGCCCAGCUCAUCGUCAAGUCAUCGAAAAUGGCAGAGGCCAAAGUCCACGAGGAGAUCAAAUCCGCUCCAACCUUCAGAGAGACCUUCCACGAUAAACAAGUUUUCGAAAACACAGCCACCAAAUUCGAAUGCAUCGUAGCCGGAAAACCAACACCCAAAGUCCGUUGGACCUUCAACGGCGCUCCAGUCUCCGGAAAGAACUUCCUGAUUUCCACAUCCGGAGAUCGCCAAGUUCUCUCCAUUCCGGAAGUCUCCAAAGAGAACGGCGGAAGGAUCGAGUGCAUCGCCGAAAACGAAGCAGGAAAAGCCACCUGCUCGGCCAGCCUGAUAAUACAAUCGGUCUCCGACAUAACUCUACCCGAGAUGGCCCAAUCUUUAGAAAUCGUUCAAAUCCCCGCAGAUAACUGGAAUAAGGAUAUCCAGCAGCACACCGAGUCUUCGUUCACCUACAAGCGCGAAAUCAACGUGCAAUCAUCCUCAUCCACUUCGAGCAAAAUUAUAUCCUCCACCACGGCCACGCCAGAACCGCAUAUCGAAGAGCACAAGUACUCCUCCAAAGAUGAGAAAUCCUUCAAACAAAUCAACUUGGAAGCUCCGGAGAUUAAAGAAUCCCACAAGGAGGAAGAGUACCAUAAGAUCGGAAAGCAAGAGCCUGUGAUCCACGAGAAAUCAACGUCACUUUACACCAUCGGCGGUCAGCAGGUCGACAUCCCCAAGAUACUUCCAGCUCAAGAGACGCCAUUGCCAAAAUCAAUUUUCAAGGCUCGUCCACCCAAAUUCGUGACUCCAGUUAUCGGCAAAAUUGUCGAUCAAGAUGUUAACGUUAUUCUGGAAGGUAUUCUGGAUGGAACACCAACUCCUCAAGUGUCCUGGUGCAAAAAUGGAGCCGAAUUCAAAGGAGGAAAUAACGCUAAAGUCACAUACGAGCACAACUGCGCUAGGAUCGAGCUGAAGAAUGUUACUAUCAACGAUAGCGGUAAAUACACUUGCACAGCGAUCAACGAAGCCGGAAAAGCCAUCAGCACAGCUGAUUUGGUUGUCAGAAAAACUAUCUUUCCACCUGUCUUCGGGCGUCGUUUGCAAGCGCAAGUCAUCAAGAAGGGCGAUCGUGUCAAUAUGGAAGUUGAGGUCACUGGAACACCUGAGCCUCAGGUCACCUGGUUCAAAGAUGGGCUUCCUUUAGCGGAAGUCAUCAAGGAUGGUUAUAAGAUCAAAACGCAAGGAAAUUGUCAUACCUUGGUUCUUGAAAAAGCUGACUUUAGGCAUACUGGAAAGUACACCGUUUGCGCCAUAAACCCAGGUGGAGAGGCCCAGAGUAUUGCAGACAUCGCCGUUUACGAGCCAACACCGGACACGAUGAUCGAAGUGGUAAAGACUGUGGUCUUCGAGGACGUCCGAAAGCACGAAUCACUUGCAUCCGCGACUGACAAGAGUUUAGAAACGAUCACGACUUCAACAGCAGAACCCAAAGCUAUAAUAAGCAAACCCGUCUCGAUUCCCUCGACCUUCCCGAAACCCCUUUUCUCCGAAUCAUUGACUACUGAAAUGUCCACGCACACUGAAAGCUCAAUAAUGCACGAUACUAAAACCUUGACGCUAGAACGCAGCACGCCCGUAUGCGACAUAGAAAUGCCCAAAAAGGUAACGAAACCCGACGAAGGCACUGCCGAAGGCAUUGAAACUUCCUCAAUUACAAAGCAGCAAUCUUUAGAUUUCUUCGUCAAGAAAAUGAAGGAGGUCGAAGAAAUACCCAAACCGAAAGAAGCUGCUGCUUUGCCUGCGCCUAUUAAGCAAGAAAUCUAUACCAAGUUUGAGGACGCCACGAAAAUCGAAGCUCCUAAGAAAGUAGAACAGACCGAAAAGUACACCGCUUUUAAUCAAUCACAAACAUCGCAAUCGUACGAAGAAUUCAAUUUGCAACCGGAACCUCCGGCGGAAAUCUGCUACCCGGAAUCGAAACCUGAACCGCAACCGAUAAUCCCCGCUCUCGAGGUCCAACAAAAAACUCAAAUGUUCGAGAAGAAAUCAGAACACUUUGAAAGCUCACAAAUGUCCAAAUCGGAAUCAUCUCAAUCACACCAAACCUGGACAUCGGAAAGACCUGCUUCCGCAGUUUCAUCCCACACUCUGGACAGGCAAACCAUCAUAAGACCUACAUCAGCUAUGUCUUCGUCCAGCGGCUUAGAACCAAGUGCUGAAGGUCUAGCAAUGGAGAAAACUUGGGCUCACAAACACACCGAGUGCAAUGUGCAAAAAUCUUGGCCUCCAACUCAGAAGGAAGCGCAGAAAAUUGCUCCAACCUGGUCAGCUCAGUCCACACUCGAAAGAAAAUGGGCUCCAGAAACGCAGGUCUCUGAGAGUAGCUACUACAAAGAAACAAAUGUUUCUUCAGAAAUUACACCACAAGCAACCGGAAGCUUUUACAAGGAAACAAUAACAGAAACAUUGCCACAAGUAUCAAGCAGUUUUUACAAAGACUCUAAAGUAACCUCAGAAACAACACCACAAAUCUCUAGUAGCUUUUACAAAGAAUCCAAGGUAACUUCAGAAAUAACACCACAGGUUUCCAGUAGCUUUUACAAAGAAUCUAAAGUUGUGUCGGAACCAACACCACAGGUUUCAAGCAGCUUUUACAAAGAAACUAAAAUGACUUCAGAGACAGCUCCGCAAGUCUCAAGUAGUUUUUAUAAAGAAUCUAAAGUUACAUCCGCAACGGAAUCUAAAAUUACAUCAGAAUCAACACCACAAUCGAGCAGCUUUUACAAAGAGUCUAAAGUAGUUUCAGAACCAACACCGCAAGUCUCUAGUAGCUUUUACUCAAAAGUUACUUCAGAAUCGACGCCACAAGUCUCGAGCAGUUAUUACAAAGAGUCUAAAGUGACUACAGAAAGUACACCGCAAGUUACAGGUAGUUACUAUAAGGAAACAAAGAUGACUUCUGAAACUACGCCUCAGGUGCCGCAUUACAUUGCGCAAGUGUCGCACACUUCUAAUGUUAAUGAAUUCAGCAGUCAGCAAAGCAGUUACGAAAUGAAGUCUGAAAUGAAAUCUUCGAGCAAACAUGAAAUGAUUAGCGAAGAACGUAACGCAAAACCAUCAGAAAUAAUUAAGUCUUGGCCGCCGAAGGGUAAAGAACCAGAGGAGGUUCCUUAUAAACCUGUUGUUAUUGAAAGUUUGCCGAUAAGACCAGUUUCUGUGCAAGAUAUAACCGAUGAGAUCUAUUUGGAGCCCGGCACACCACCGGAGAUUGUUUACGCUCAGCCGCCUGUAUUGGAGAGGAGGAUUUCGCAUGUAGAAACCAUUGAGCAGAGCUUAGAAAAGACUUUGGAUAGAGUUCCCAGUCGAGUUUUACCUGGUGCUAUCCGCACUAUACCGCCUCCUUUACCUCCGAAGCAAGAGCAACCUAUUGCUCCACCAAUUCCGGCGAAGACCAUGAAACCUAUGAAGGUUGUUGAAUCGAAACCUUUCGAGAAAUUCCCCGAUUUGGAGCCGUUCCCUUACAAACCGGACCCAGAUCAACCCAGGCAACAAAGGGUUGGUCCACCUCCGACACCUUCCAAAUUCAUCAAAGGAAGAUUCGCCGAUAGCGAUUACGAGAGCGACUUCGAAGCGAUACGAAUUCCCUCGAAAUGGAAACCUUACGCGAGCGACAACGACGAGCCCAGCUUCAGGCACGUCAGGGCUCCGAAAACUAGCACACUGCCGAGAUCUCGUUCCAUCGAAAAGGAGGCAAUUCCUCCAUCCAGAUUCGAACAACCACCUCCGGUGUCCGGUUUACCGAGACCGACGAUUAACUUCGAGGCGUGCAAAAAGAUGCUACGCAAAGAGACGGAGAUGAAGAAGUUCACGAAGAAACCUGCUUCUCCUCCGAUCAUGAUCAAACCUGGCUCUCCACCGAUCUUCGACGUGGCCGAACCGAAGUCACCGAAGACGAAGCAAAAGAUCGUCAUCGAUGGUUACAUGGCUGACACCGACGAACCGUUCAUCAUGCAACAAAAGAAAUUGUUAAAGAGCGAGGAGAAGCAUCAGCAGCAGCUGCAACAGCAGACGUACCAGUGUCAAACUUCCCUUCAACAACAAUCCACCCAAUCCAAAUUUUCACACCACAAGAAACAUAGUUCCACGACGAGUGCUUCAUCGAAGAAGAAACUGGUUUCCACUCCGAUCAUAACUAGCGUUUCAACCACUGAAAAACUGGAGCCUUUCCCAUUCAAACCGGAACCAGCGACAGCACCUAAGGUGAAGUUACCGCCACCUCCGAGCCCUUCGAGGUUCGUCAAGGGUGAAUUCAGGGAAAGCGAUUACGAGAGCGACUACGAAAGUAGACUCUCAGCCGCGUGGAAGACCGACAAACAGUUCAGAUCCGUUCGUCCGGUUUUAACACCGACCGGAAGACAGUCUCAAACGAAAGAGCGAACUCCAACACCGCCCAUGCAAUUCGACCAUCCGGAAAGGGUUUCGAUCCCUUCCAGACCCAAAUUCGAACCCAUCGAAAAACCUGUGAAGACCGUCAAACUGGAUCAGAUCAUCAAGCCUGUACCUAAACCAACUCCGAUCUUCAAACCGAAACCGAUUAUGCAGCAACCUCCGGUCAUGGACAUAAUCAUCGCAACACCAGCAGCGCCGGAGAAGGUUAUGCUCUUGCAACCUGGUACUCCGCCGGAGAUCGUCUUUGCUCCGGGACCGAAGAAGACGCAGUAUUAUAGAGCGACGACGAGCGCUCCUUACCACAACGCCGUCCAAACGGAAACAUCGAACGUGAUGCACUUCAACGAAUCUACAGAGCAAUGUCAGAGAACUAUGAGCGUUCAGCAGACUACAAAAGUGAUCAAAUUUGGAGGAAACCAGAAGCAGACUAGCACUACCCAGGAAGUAUUAGAGCCGUUCCCGUUCAAGGUGGAACCGGAGAGAUCGAGGAGAGGAAGCGCUCCGCCGCCUCCGAAGCCGAAGAAGUUCGUGCCUGGGGAAUUCCGUGAGAGCGAUUACGAGAGCGAAGUGGAGAACACCAGGAUCAAAUCGAGAUGGGGAAGCAGCGAAGAACCGCAUUACAAGAAAGUCAGGGCUCCGGCAGCUGUGAGAUCAUCCAGCGUUCCAGCCUCUAGGGAGCAGCAAGUCGUUACUCCGAUGGAGUUCGAUACGCAACCACCGUACAUCUCUCAAUCCAAUCAAAUUGUUAAGAAGAAUUACGACUCGACGAUGACCAAGCAAACCGCUUCCAAAAUCGCCUCACAAUACAUGGACAACAUGACGCACACUUUCAAGUCGAAGGCCCAUCAAUUCGCCAGCGACAUCAUGGACGACGUGAACAAGAAGUCAACGCAGAAACCAAUCCUGAAGACGAAAGACGAAUCCGAUGCUCAAGUCUACAGGGAGGAAACGCGCGCAUCUCAAUACGGUACUAAACACGUGGAUCCAGACACUGGUCUCAUCUAUUUCAAAUACGAUUUCGGCUACGAAUUCGGCAUCCUUUUGCCAGGCGAGAGCAAAAAUGGUGAGAUUCCGUUCCCCAAGAAGACGAUUAUCCAACCGCCGCAGAGGUCUCAAUCCAUUGAAAUGCCGGUGCACCACGAGACUAGUACCGCUCCGAAGAAGUUCGUUGCCCCGUCGACUAACAAGAACGUGAAAUGGGAACCGACCUCUGAGAGCGAAAUGUCCGAGUACGAGCCGGACGGCAGGAGGAGACCCAAAUGGGAUCAAUCCUCCUGCAGCCCGACCUCGAUCUCGCCUAGUCUUCCGAGCACCUCGCCCGCUUUUAAUAACUACGGUUCAGGUUUCAAGGAUACAGAGACGCCUCCGAGUUGUCCAAGCACGCCGGGAUUCCCACAGAAUGCGCAGAUCAAAAGAGCUCCCGUCUUCAUCACUCCCUUGAGGGAUAUCGCAGUGGUCAGCGGACAAACGGCUAGGUUCGAGUGCAUUGUUCAAUCGGAGCCUUCGCCGAACGUGCUUUGGUCCAAGAACGGUCGCAUCAUCGAGAACUCCAACGACCAUUCGAUCUUCUUCAGGAACGGCGUUUGCCGUCUGACAAUACCAAAAACUUAUCCAGAGGACGCUGGAACGUACACUUGCACCGCGACGAACCAGGUCGGAGCGAUCAACACGACUGCAACUCUUCAAGUGCCAGGUGAGAGAAGGUCUUCAUACAUUAAAUGAGCGAAUCAAACGUAAACUUGGUGAAGGUUUUUUUUUUCUUCGGAAAACGUUAGCUUUUUGUACUUUAUAUAAUAUAUAAUUAUGUAGCAUUUGUGAAGUAAACAUUAAUAAUAUUGUAUGUAUUGUGUAAUCCCCUCCAAAAGUACGUACACCGCAAAACCCCACAGAUUUCGAUUAAUCAGACACUCCCAAACCCAUCCCACUGCCAAAGCUCGCGUGUAAAUAUGUAAUCGACAAAAAAAAAAUACAAGUAACAAAUAC